AUGUCUGGAAUGCCGACCAGUUCCGAGCUGAUCAAGUACUGCACUUGCGAGCCAUGCUCAUACGGCCUGAAGCGACAAUGCGAGAUGAACCGCAUGCUCUUUGAGCACCAACAGAUAGUUGGAACAAUCUUGGCAAAUGGAAGCCAGAAAAUGAUUACCAUCGGAUUUGCAGUGCAUCGACAAAGACAGUACGUUACCUGCCAUGCUAGCCUUCUCUGCUACUGGUCCCCCGUCAUCAAGAGUGCCAUUGAACAAGCUAGAGGCCCCGUCAAUGCUAUCUGGCUCUCCUUUGGCGAGACUGGCCGCCGCGCCAUCAUGCUCUGGAAGCAGAUAAUCCAGUGGUGCUAUGUCGGACGACUGAUGGACCCGUCGGACCUGAGCGACGCCACCAUCGGCUAUAACAGCGAUAUCGAGGCCCUCUGGAACGCAGCUGUCACUCUCGACAUGCACGAGCUGGCCAACUACUGCCUCCGCCUCAUCGUCAUCAAGUACACCUGGGGUCUCGCCGUCCGAUCGGACACCCGAUUCGAGUUCCACCCCCGCGACUGCCCCUUCGACGCGGCCGGCCUCUACGAGAUCUUCGGGAACAACCAGCGCGGCUCCAAGCUCCGCACCCUGCUGCACUUCGCCGAGGACCUGCUGAAGACCCGCGGUCCCUUGACCCCGGGCGCCGUGAGCCACGUGAGCCCCGCAGCCCUGCAGAAGUGGACGGACCUGAUGAACCGCGACGAGGCGUUCUGCCAGUGGGUCGAGAAUCUCGGCGGCCUGGAGCACGAGAACCAGAACCAGAACCAGAACAACAACAACAACCAGCAGCAUCAGCAGCAUCAGCAGCAGCGCGCUACCGUCCUGCCCACCCACUUCAACCAGUGGGCCAAGUACGAGGUGCCCGUCGUCCGCAAGCACCCGGCCAACGUGCAGGACUGGGUCGACGAGAACAAGGAGCUCCUGCGCAAGCCGGGCUCGCCCAAGACGCUCCUCGGCAUCUGGCAGGUGGAGGGGCGCGGCGAGAGCGCGACCGACUACUGGGAUUUCCUCGCCGUUCGCUUGGCGGCGCCUAUGUCGCAGGAGGCGUAG
Daldinia caldariorum is the source of this 1077-nucleotide messenger RNA. RefSeq lists its product as uncharacterized. The coding region runs from base 1 to 1077 and encodes 358 amino acids. The transcript has 2 exons. Lineage: Eukaryota; Fungi; Ascomycota; Sordariomycetes; Xylariales; Hypoxylaceae. The record is from RefSeq and is a predicted model, not a curated record.